UCGCCGAAUCCCUGCGCUCGGCACCCCUAGGGCCUCUCUGGCUCCCACUGCCCCUUAGCGCCCACCGACGGCGAGGCAGGCCGGCCCGGGAUAUGACCUCCGCGCUGACGGACCGCAGCUCUCGGGCCAUGGGCACCUACACCUACACCAGCCGGCCCCGGGCACUGCCCUGCCAGCGCCGCCGUUACCGGGACAGACUGAUGCAGCCAGACGAGGAGCCCCUGCCCUACGGUAACAUCAUGUAUGACAGGAGGGUGGUCCGUGGCAACACAUACGCGCUACAGACAGCAACACUGCCUGGGCAGCCGGAAGCUAUGGAGCUGCAGAGACAGCAGGAGGUCAAGAGGAAAAUCCUUGCCCGAAAACGAGCACAGGAGCAGCUCAGGCCACAAACACCGGAACCCAUCCGAGGCAGAAAGCACGCGGACGUACAGACAGAACUGUACCUUGAAGAAAUCGCUGACCGCAUAGUAGAAGUGGAUAUGGAAUGCCAGACCGAUGCGUUUCUGGACAGACCGCCAACGCCGCUCUUUAUUCCUGCCAAAACUGGCAAAGACGUGGCCACCCAGAUACUAGAAGGAGAGCUCUUUGACUUUGAUCUUGAAGUUAAGCCAAUGUUGGAAGUGUUGGUGGGCAAAACCAUCGAGCAGGCGCUUCUGGAAGUGAUGGAAGAGGAGGAGCUGGCCAACCUGCGCGCUGGGCAGUACGCGUACGAAGAGAUUCGCAAUGUGGAGCUGGCUGAAGUGCAGCGACUGGAAGAGCAAGAGAGACGCCACCGCGAGGAAAAGGAGCGUCGCAAGCAGCAGCAGUGGGAAACCGUGCACAAGCACAACGAGACUGCGCAGAAGAUCUCGGCGCGGGCGUUCGCGCAGCGCUACCUGGCCGACCUGCUGCCCUCGGUCUUCAGCAGCCUCAGGGACGGCGGCUACUUCUACGAUCCCAUCGAAAGAGAUAUCGAGAUCGGGUUUAUCCCAUGGAUAAUGAAUGAAGUUGAGAGGACGAUGGAAUACAGCAUGGUGGGAAGGACAGUGCUGGACAUGCUGAUCCGCGAGGUGGUGGAGAAGAGGCUGCAGAUGUACGAGCAGGAGAUGAGGCCUUCCGUCCAGAAACCCGAGGCCGAGCCGCGCGACCCUGGAGCGAGAGAGCCGCGGGUGGAUUUUGACUUGCAGGAGGCCAAUGCGUCUGAGACCCAGGGGCUGUUUCCCGAGAGAGAGCCAUCCCAAGAAAGGAGGUUUGUGGAAGAUGGAGAGGAAACGCGGAUGAGGAAGUCCUCGGGGAAGGAAGAGCUGCCCCAGCUGCAGGGACCUGAGCCCUAG
Molecule: messenger RNA, 1316 nt
Organism: Ochotona princeps (American pika)
Lineage: Eukaryota; Metazoa; Chordata; Mammalia; Lagomorpha; Ochotonidae
Gene: RSPH3
Product: radial spoke head 3
Exons: 8
Coding region: 93-1316 (407 amino acids)
Cellular component (GO): cilium
Source: RefSeq, a predicted model, not a curated record